Messenger RNA from Ananas comosus (pineapple), 1364 nucleotides. RefSeq lists its product as uncharacterized. The record is from RefSeq and is a predicted model, not a curated record. NCBI's taxonomy places the organism in Eukaryota, Viridiplantae, Streptophyta, Magnoliopsida, Poales, Bromeliaceae. The transcript is spliced from 4 exons. Bases 96 to 1202 code for a protein of 368 amino acids.
UAUCAAAAGAAGCCACAAAAGUAGCACUAAGAGAGAGAGAGAGAGAGAGAGAGACACACACACACACACACACACCACCUUCUUGGGGAGCCCUGAUGCUAUUCUCCUCAUGCAAACAUUACGAAAUUGAAGAAAGCAAGAAGAAGAAGAAGAAGAAGAAGAAGAAGAAGAAGCAGCAGCAGCAGCAGCAGCAGCAGAAGAAGAAGAGCAUUGAUAGUGCAGCUUUUCUUCAUGAUCAGAAAUGGGGUUCCAGCGGCAGAAGCUGUAUUAACAGCUCAACCAGAUCCCUGAGAACAGCUCCUGAUGAGAACACCACUAGAGCUGCUUCCUACUCUUCUUGUUCCCCUGCGAACUCAGCAGCAACCAUCACUACCAGUUGUUCUUUACCUUCUUCUCUAUCCUCUCCUGGUGGUGGGUCUUUCAGAGGAAUGCAUCAUCUGAGGAAGCUCUCUGGGUGUUAUUAUGAUCAGCGCCAUGCUGUGGUUGGCCCAUUUAGUUGGGUGUCAAGAGACCCUUCUCUGAGGGCCACUGUUUCCCCUUGCCCUCACUGCGGAGAGAUUUUUAUGAAGCCUCAGAGUUUGGACACUCACCAGGCACUUACACAUGCAGUCUCAGAAUUGGGCCCUGAGGACACCAGCAGGAACAUAGUGGAGAUCAUCUUCCACUCAAGUUGGCUCAAGAAACAUGCACAGCCCCCAGUUUGCAGGAUAGACAAAGUACUCAAAAUCCACAACACCUCCAAAACCACAGCUAAAUUUGAGGACUACAGAGAAACCAUCAAAACUAAGGCCAACAAGCUGCCCAAGAUGUACCCAAGAUGUAUCGCGGACGGAAACGAACUACUAAGGUUUCACUGCACCACUAUCGCCUGCUCGUUAGGGCUCGACCGGUCGGCUGUGCUCUGCUUGAACCCAAAGUGCAAACUAUGCAGAAUCAUACGCGGCGGAUUCGCACCGGACUCGCUGGGGAGAAUAACUACAACAGCGAGCAGCGGGCGGGCGGACGAAACGGUUCGGAGAAUGUCGUCGGACGGCGAGCGGAGGGCGAUGUUGGUUUGUCGAGUGAUCGCGGGGAGAGUGAAGAAGAGCUGUGAAUAUGAUUGUCAAGAGGAAUGUGAUUCAGUGGUUAGCUCAAGAUCAUCACGUCAGAAACUGGAAUGGAAAUAUUUCUUCAUUAACCUGACGAAGGGUACAUAUGUAUAAUGAUCAAAGAACAAGUUAUAGAAUCCAUAGGUAUGAGAGCUUGUUUGGUCCUGUUAGAAUAUCUUAAAAAUUGCUGUAUAAAUUAGAGCUAUUUGAAGAAGCAGUAGUAUACCUGUACAAUUGGAGCUUCUCCUUUAUGAUCCAAAAUCUCUUUUCACUUUC